Messenger RNA from Centruroides sculpturatus (bark scorpion), 519 nucleotides. Its product is annotated as single-stranded DNA-binding protein 1-like. The transcript has a single exon. Gene Ontology annotation, biological process: DNA replication; positive regulation of helicase activity. Bases 1 to 519 code for a protein of 172 amino acids. Lineage: Eukaryota; Metazoa; Arthropoda; Arachnida; Scorpiones; Buthidae. The record is from RefSeq and is a predicted model, not a curated record. Gene Ontology annotation, molecular function: single-stranded DNA binding. Gene Ontology annotation, cellular component: nucleoid.
AUGCGACUCAAGAAGUUAACCAAACAAACGCAGAAAAGGAAAAGUAAAAUGAACAAAGUUAUGCUCGUCGGGCGAAUAGUUAAAGAUCCGAACGUCUUCCAAACUAGUCUAGGAGUUAAGUACGCGCGGUUCAGAAUCGCUGUCAACCGGCCAGUGGCUCGUAACCAAGCCGAUUUUGUUCCCAUCGUAGUUUGGCGCCAACAAGCUGAAUUUGUGGAAAAAUACCUCAAAAAAGGCGCUCUAAUCGCAGUUGAAGGUUGGUUUACUUCCUCGGUCUACCAAGACAGAAAUAACCAAGUUGUUGUUCGUUACGAAAUUACCGGCGAUCACGUGAGCGCCCUAGAAACUAAAUCAGUCGCCGAAGCGCGCAAUCAAAACCAAAGCAUCUCCCGCACCCAGGAGUUACAAAUUAACGCCGAUCAAGACGAAAAACCUAGCAUCAAAGAUGAAAAUCUUGCUUCCGACCAAAAGAAAGAUGAGUUGGCCGAAAGCGACGUGCCUUGGGACCUUGAUCUUUAA